Messenger RNA from Magallana angulata, 1336 nucleotides. RefSeq names its product protein draper-like. NCBI's taxonomy places the organism in Eukaryota, Metazoa, Mollusca, Bivalvia, Ostreida, Ostreidae. Bases 188 to 1336 code for a protein of 382 amino acids. The transcript is spliced from 7 exons. The record is from RefSeq and is a predicted model, not a curated record. Gene Ontology annotation, molecular function: scavenger receptor activity.
UAAAACUACACGAGAUCGCAAGAAAGUUUCCUACUUUUUAGCAGCAGCCCAUAAAUUAUUAAAGGAUGAUAAUUUAAGGUUUGAUGUAUCAUCCUAUGGUGUUCUUUUGUCUGCGUGAAAUUAUAAACAGAAUACGUGCAUCGUGAGUGAUUUCUUCCAUUCCCUGUUGUCCGGCUUUGUCACAAAGAUGUAUCCAGUGUUUCUGUGUGUCGGAUUUUUCGUCUUUGCCAAUGGCUACGUUAAUGUCGCCUUCAACAAACCAGCAUACAUGCAGUACCCAUUCAAACCAGGUGACGACACAUGGGACGCCAGUAACGCUGUAGACGGACGUAAAUCAAACCUGAGUAGUGGUGGAGGUCAAUGUGCUGGAUCAUAUCUGAAACCAACUGCCACCUGGUGGGUCAACCUGACCACCAUCCACAGCAUCCACCACAUCACCAUCUAUUUCAUGACGCACAAUGAUCCAUGGGGUCCUUCUAAUGACCUCACUGAGUAUUUCCUUGGAUUCUCGGUGUACGUCUCCAAUACAACAGACAGACUACAGGGAACACUGUGUUACAAGGACGACAACUUUACACUAGACACCAUACCUGCUGUCUUCAACAUCACCUGUCCUGUACAUGGACAGUACGUCAUCUACUACAACGAGAGACAACCAAGAGUUACCUAUCCAGAUGACUACUCUGAUAAUGUUAGCACCGACCUCUGUGAGCUGGAGGUGUAUGGUUGUCCUUCUACCGGAUGUUACGGGUCAGGCAAUAUCCUCCCCUGUCCAGACGUCAACUGUCAGUACUGUCACAUAGAGACGGGCACCUGUCAGGGCUGUAAACCUGGAUAUCGAGGUUACCGAUGUGAACUAGCUUGCGACGAAGGAUUAUUUGGAUCCGAAUGCAAAGAGAUAUGUGGACACUGUCGUGAUGUAAACCAGUGUUCCAAUAUCAAUGGGACAUGUUUAACUGGAUGUGAUGCUGGUUAUCUAGGGGGCUUGUGUAGAACUCCAUGUGACAGAGGGUUGUAUGGUUCUGAAUGCAAUGAAACAUGUGGACAAUGUCGUGACGUAAACCAGUGUUCCAAUAUCAAUGGAGCAUGUUUAACGGGAUGUGAUCCUGAUUAUCAAGGAGACUUGUGUAAAACUCCUUGUCCCGUUGGAUAUUUUGGACAAAACUGUUUGGAGACAUGCAUCAACAGUUACACGUGUGAAGGUUGUAACGAUGUCGGUGGAACAUGUGAUUAUGGCUGCCGUCCUGGCUGGAUCGGAUACUUCUGUCAAAAAAGUAAGGAUCUUUAUUUAAUUAUUUUCGUGUUUAAUUUUUUAUUUAAAAGAAAUCAUCAAUAA